This is a messenger RNA of Fimicolochytrium jonesii, 2158 nucleotides long. RefSeq names its product P-loop containing nucleoside triphosphate hydrolase protein. The coding region runs from base 203 to 1840 and encodes 545 amino acids. Lineage: Eukaryota; Fungi; Chytridiomycota; Chytridiomycetes; Spizellomycetales; Powellomycetaceae. Gene Ontology annotation, cellular component: microtubule cytoskeleton. Gene Ontology annotation, biological process: microtubule severing. The record is from RefSeq and is a predicted model, not a curated record. The transcript has 12 exons. Gene Ontology annotation, molecular function: microtubule severing ATPase activity; ATP hydrolysis activity; microtubule binding.
CGCAAGGCUCGCACGGGUGACGUCCCUGGGAAAAAAUACAGUAGAGGGGCAAAACGACCUUGACGCCUGAGGCCUCUUCUGGAGAUUACCACAAACACAGGGUCCCCGACCUCUCUUUACAGUACCUUGCAGCAUUUGCUUCGCUGUGGCGAACUCAACGUCUGCCUCUGUCGCCCGACUGAACCCGACGCAUCUUCGCAAGAUGGCACACGCCAAGAGCAUAGUCAACCUCCCCACCGAGCUCCAACUGGCAAGGGAAUGUGCCUUGCUGGGGAACUAUGAUACGGCGCUUCUCUACUUUGAGAGUAUCCUCCAGAACAUUCACCUAUACGCGAAAAACAUAGCCGACCCAGUACUCCGAGACAGGUGGAUCACAACACGGCAAGAGCUCAGCGUAGAGUUUCAGCUCGUCAAGGAUAUAGGCUUGGAGUUGGCGAGCUUCAAGGAGCGAUCACAUAGCGGGAUCUUUUCGCGGAGCAGAGGUGCUUUGGAUGAUGAUUCGGGAUACAGUGCGCCUGUCGAUAAGGAUGUGUGGCCGGCCCCAGAUCCAUUACCGAGGAGAUCCGUGCCGCGAAAGUCUCGGACAAAUGAUGACGACACGUUACCAUCCUGGGCAAAGAAGGAUGUGAAUACCAGCAUUUCCGCAGCUCGGGGCGGUGGACAGCGAGGGAAAGCGGCCAUCUCGAAAACGGUCGUACCAAAAGGUCGGGCGCCCGCUCCUAACACAAAGUCUGGCCCGGCGUCGAAAGGACCGGCUGGCACUGCAUCACCUCCCCUAGGCAAGAAGCCUAUGCGAAAAGCAGGGUCCCAAUCGAAUAUGGUUGAUCGUGCUGCAAAGGAGAAAGAGGACGCGAAAGCGAAGAACGAGGAGGAAGUGGAUGAGAACGGAAGACCAGAGUUCGACGGGUCGGGCUAUGAUAAGGAUCUCGUCGAAAUCGUCAAACGAGACAUUUUACAGACAGCACCAAAUGUCAAGUGGACGGAUAUAGCAGGGCUACGAGAAGCGAAAGGACUGCUGGAAGAAGCCAUCGUUCUGCCAUUAUGGAUGCCAGACUUUUUCCAAGGGAUUCGCAGGCCGUGGAAAGGUGUGCUGAUGACCGGCCCGCCCGGUACUGGAAAAACAUUGUUGGCGAAGGCAGUGGCUACUGAAUGUGGAACCACAUUUUUCAACGUGACAGCCAGUAUGCUGACAUCGAAAUGGCGAGGAGAUUCCGAGAAGAUCGUUCGGCUACUCUUUGAAAUGGCCCGUCACUACGCACCCUCCACAAUCUUCAUUGACGAAAUCGACUCGGUCUGCAGCACGCGCGGCGAAGGCUCCGAACACGAAGCCAGCCGGCGCGUCAAAUCCGAGAUCCUCAUGCAGAUGGACGGGAUCAGCGGGUCAAUAGGGACCAACGCGGAAGGGGAACGCGAGCCGGUCGUAAUGGUGCUGGCUGCUACGAAUUUUCCGUGGCACAUUGAUGAGGCGCUGAGGAGGAGGCUUGAGAAGCGGAUUUAUAUCCCACUCCCCGAUGAGGAAACCCGGCGAGAACUGUUACGGCUAAACCUGCGUUCCAUCAAGAUCGCGGAAGAUGUAGUAUUGGAGGAUUUGGCUGGGAAGAUUGAGGGAUAUUCUGGGGCUGAUAUCACCAACAUCUGUCGAGACGCCUCAAUGAUGAGUAUGCGAAAACGGAUCAAAGGACUGAAGCCCGAUGAGAUCCGGAGUUUGGCGAAAGAGGAACUCGAGGCCCCAGCAACAAAAGACGACUUUGAAGCAGCGAUCGCCAAAAUCCAGUCGUCUGUCAGCCAGGCUGAUCUCAAGCGGUACCAGGAGUGGAUGGAUGAGUUUGGAUCUUAUUGAAAGACUUUUCUCUAUUGUUUGGAAUUUGUCGUUCCCCAUACUUCUGGACAGUCACACACACUUUGAUUAGGCGAAACAAUGUCCGGAUUGUUUAGCUGGUUGUGCAAAAGACAGUUAUCAUCCACUCACGAAAGAAACAAAGACCAGAAACAUAAGACCAGAUGACAAGAAACUAGCUGAACACUGUUAUCAAAGCAAACCCAAAAAAAAGAGGAUACACGGAGGAAGAGAGGAAACGAUAUAAAGUCCAUGGAUCUCAGCAGAAAGCCCAUAUUCGCGCGCGCCAGACGGAAACGAGAGAACCAGCCGUUCAGCUUC